UGGUGGAUGUUAUCAUGUGACCACAAAUCUUCCCCAGAAUACUACAGCUUCUACUGACGACCUUUCCUCUUAUUCAAUUUGACACAACAUGUCGUACAGAAGAGAGACUCUAAGAUGGCUGGACUAUUGCAAGUACGAGUAUGCCGACACGUUCUGUCGACUGGGAGAGGUCCUCCUCUCAUUCUCAAGCGGUGUGCUUCUCCUGGUCACCUUUGGAAGUAGCUAUUGGCUAGAACAAAAGCAAGCACACUCUGGAUUAUGGCAGAAAUGUUCCUCUGAUUGUGAGUCAUUGCCACUCACCACCGGCCCUGAUGCACCAGCUGAACUGCUGGUUGCUAGGACGUUCCUGUGUCUUGCCCUGGGAGCUGGUAUGCUGGCCUGGGUCAUCAGUAUUGUAGGACUGCUCCAGCACAGAGCAAGAUGGCUACUCAUCGCAGCAGUGUGCUAUGCCACACAAGCUGUUGUCAUGAUUCUUGGUCUUGCCUCGUACUCCAAGUCCUUCGACGGGACCUCCUCCCCUGGCUGGUCAUACAAUGUGGGCUGGGUGGCCUGUAUACUCUGUGUACUCUGCACCCUGUACUUUGUCUCUGUGGCCGUGUAUCGAAUCAAGAACCCCCCACCCUCUGGGGGUAGGAAAGAUCCGAAAUCGUAUGCCCCCCUCGCGCAGUUUGAGUCAACUGAGACUGAUGAUGAAAACCUUUAACUGUAUAGAUACUCCAUGUAAACCACAAACAUCUCAUUCCCCCCACAAACACACACACCUCAUUCCUCACACACCUCAUUGCCAUUCCUCACACACACACUUCAUUGCCAGUCACAAUCACCAUUCACGUACAAUUACAUGUAUAAUAGCCAAAUUGUUAUCCACUUUUCUGUGCAUUAAUUUCUGUUUUUAAACAGUCUAAAAAACAGUUUUCACAAGUUAA
Messenger RNA from Halichondria panicea, 926 nucleotides. Its product is annotated as claudin domain-containing protein 2-like. Gene Ontology annotation, cellular component: membrane. The record is from RefSeq and is a predicted model, not a curated record. The transcript has 3 exons. Lineage: Eukaryota; Metazoa; Porifera; Demospongiae; Suberitida; Halichondriidae. The coding region runs from base 89 to 703 and encodes 204 amino acids.